Molecule: messenger RNA, 2402 nt
Organism: Fomitopsis serialis
Lineage: Eukaryota; Fungi; Basidiomycota; Agaricomycetes; Polyporales; Fomitopsidaceae
Product: P-loop containing nucleoside triphosphate hydrolase protein
Exons: 8
Coding region: 90-2348 (752 amino acids)
Biological process (GO): ribosome disassembly; mitochondrial translation
Cellular component (GO): mitochondrion
Molecular function (GO): GTP binding; GTPase activity
Source: RefSeq, a predicted model, not a curated record
AGUACUUGUCUGCACACCUCAACCGUCCUGCACUCCAGCCUCAGCCUGGAACUUGGGUAUCGCGCACACGAAGGGUCUGGCGUACUCCCAUGAGUCGGACGUUGUCCACUCGUAUAUUGCAGUGUUACGCUCGGAGGCCUUCAAGACAAUGGCAGGACCCGUGCAGGCGGUGUCUCGCGACAGCGGCACCCGCUAGCUCAGCCUCGAGUUUGAGGAAUAUGGCUUUGGUCGCUCAUAUUGACUCGGGGAAGACGACACUUACGGAGUCAAUACUAUUGAAGUCCUCGUACCUCAGCCAUGCCGGCUCGGUCGACACUGGAAGCACUACGACGGACUUUCUGCCCGCAGAACGCGAGAGAGGCAUCACGAUCCAAUCUGCAAGCAUUCCUGUGAAGUGGAGAGACUGGACAUUCAACUUGAUCGACACCCGGGCCACGCGGACUUCGGCAUGGAAGUCGAGAGGUGUGGAAGCGCAGACGAAGGGAGUAUGGAGACAAUUGGACAGAUAUGGUGUCCGCUCACGGCUCAUGUUCCUCAACAAGCUGGAUCGUGUCGGAGCAUCAUUCUCCCAGUCAUUCACAUCGCUGCUCACGAACAGGCUGCAUGAGCGCCCGGUCGCACUAGCUCUUCCUAUCGCGUCUUUCGACCCUCAGGACUAUGCACAAGCCGAACCCGGAAUCCAGGGCCUAGUAGACUUGGUGAAGUGGGAGCUGUGGAGAUGGAAUGAAGACGGCGAAUCAACAAGGCUUGCUCUGCCACACAGUAUCGAGGAACUCGAGCAAGGCGCCAUACUGCCCCCUCGCAUCCUCCUGCUCGAGAACAUCUCCAUGUUUUCCGAUGAACUCAUGGAAACACUUCUUGGUCUCCCGUCCGAUCCGUCCGCCUACCUCACUGUGCCUCCAUCCAAGAUCAUGCAGCACCUACGUGCUGCCACCCUGCGAAGCGACAUUCUGCCGGUGCUUUGUGGGUCAGCAUUCAAGCAUAUAGGAACUGAGCUAGUCAUGGACUACAUAGGAGAGUUGUUCCCCAGUCCAGUUGAUGUAGCGGAAGCUGUGCCCUCAGCUAACGCACCGCUCCGUAUGCUUGCCUGGAAGGUCGCUUGGGAUAAGCGUAAGGGUUGGAUGACCUUCGUACGGGUAUACUCAGGAACACUUACGAAGCAGACCGUGAUCCUCAAUGCGACCCGCCAGCAGCGAGAACGUGUAUCGAAGAUACAGCUGCUGUAUGCAUCGCAAGCGGAAGACGUCGACACGUUGUCAUUCGGGCAAGUAGGCGUCAUACUAGGUCUGCGAUACACGCGAACGGCCUCUGAAACAUCAUCCCUGCGUGACAUCGUGCCCCCUCCCCCCGUCAUGUCUGCGUCGAUCAUCCCGCAGUCGCACUCAGACACCGAACCUGUCCAAGAGGCUCUCGCUUCCCUCGCUCGUACCGAUCCCUCCGUCCGUUUCGAGGUCCAGGAAGGACAGAUCCUAGUACACGGCCUGGGCUCGCUUCACCUAGAAAUCAUCGAGAACAGGCUCAGAGACGAGUGGAAAGCCAACUUCGAAGUUGGCAAGCGUAGGGUCAGCUAUCGCGAGAAAACCUGGUCCACCGACAUCUCGAGCAGGACCAUCACGGUGCAAAUGGACUUUGCCGUACGAGAGCUUCAGGACGACGAACAGGGUGAUCCUCUAUGGGACGAUAACGUGGUCAUUGGCCCGGAUGGCAAGCCACUGCGCGCUCCAGACGACGCGCUGGGUCAACUCGACCCGCUCGUGAUCAUCGCCCGUGGCAUCUCAAACACGCUCUCGACUUCCCCGCACACGUCGCUCGCGUUGUCACACCUCCACAUACAGCUCAAGCAGUACCAGUAUCCCAGCGAGCAGGCACCACUAUCGGUCCUUGCAGGCGCGAGCGCGUUCGUGUUGCGGGACUGUAUCGAGAACGCGGGCAUGGGCGACGUGAUGGAGCCGUACAUCCGCCUCAAGAUCACCGUGAACGAGGACGCCAUCGGCAAGGUCGUCAAAGACCUGACCGAGCGCGGCGGGGAGGUGCUCGACCUGGGUAGUGGCUCUGGCAACAUCGCAGACCCCGACGCGGAUGUGGUGCCAUUUUCGGAGGACGGAAUAUACAUCCCGCCAAAGGAGCUUUCCCCCUCAGCGGCGAACUCCAUGGCCCGCGAAGGCACCUCGUCCCAGUACAAACGAUCCGUCUUCGCUGUCGCACCGCUCAGUCAGAUGCUCGACUACUCCAACCGGUUACGUGCGCUCUCUGGAGGUCAUGGCCUCUUCGAGACGGUCAACGCAGGAUUCAGGAAGGUAUCGCAGGCGAGGAAGAUGGAUAUCCUGAGGGAGAUUGGCCGAGCAUGACCUCUGUACAUUGCAUACGAUAACACUACUAUCCCAGUUCCUUUGUUUCAUCUG